AUGUCCAAGGACGAAAGCACAAGUCAGCAGAGCACUGCUGCUCAAGAUGACGACGAGCCGGAUGAGUGGGAUAAGAGGAUAUUUAGUACGGGAUGUGCAGAUGAGAAUGCCAAAUUGACCGACUGCUAUUAUGAAAAGAAGGACUGGCGAGCUUGUAAAAAGGAGAUGGAGAUUUUCAAAGCUUGCUGGAAGAAACAUAAUAACGAUCAGAGGACGUCGAUGAAGGAUGUGAAGGAUGCAUAA
Daldinia childiae is the source of this 243-nucleotide messenger RNA. RefSeq names its product Cytochrome oxidase assembly factor 4. Gene Ontology annotation, biological process: mitochondrial respiratory chain complex IV assembly. The record is from RefSeq and is a predicted model, not a curated record. NCBI's taxonomy places the organism in Eukaryota, Fungi, Ascomycota, Sordariomycetes, Xylariales, Hypoxylaceae. The transcript is spliced from 4 exons. Gene Ontology annotation, cellular component: mitochondrial intermembrane space. The coding region runs from base 1 to 243 and encodes 80 amino acids.